AUGGUCUUCACGCCUCCAUCAUGGGUGCCGGAGCUCCCAAUCGACCCUCCAGACUCCAUCGCGCUCUGCGAAUUCAUGACGAGCGAGGCCUAUGGCCGCCUUCCAAUCAGCAAAUCAAGAAACCCGUUUACUUGCGGUAUCACGGGAAGGACAUAUUCUGUGUCUCAAGUUCAUCAACGAGCUGAUUUCGUCGCCCGUGCAAUCGCCAAAAGACUCGACUUUUCACCGAACCAAGGUGUUGAGUGGGAUAAAGUCGUUUCCAUCUUUUCCGUCAACACUGUUGACAAUUUUGCGGUCACGCAGGCUGUGCACCGACUGAACGGCAUUGUUACACCCGCGAGCGCUGCUCACACCAUUUCAGACUUGACGCAUCAAUUGAGGUCAUCUGGAGUCAAAGCACUCUUCACAUGCGCUAGUCGGCUUGAUAUCGCCGUCAAAGCAGCCAAGACUGUUGGUAUUCCUCAAGAAAACAUAUUCAUUCUAGCUACGCCGGACAAUGACUCAAAGCUGCCUUUCACUACAUUCGAUGAUCUCGUGAAAGAGGGCGCAAAUCUUCCAGAGUUGGAGCCGCUGAAAUGGGUCAAAGGCCAAGGUGCGAGGCAAGUCGCCUUUCUCUGCUAUUCCAGCGGAACGUCUGGUCUUCCGAAAGCAGUCAUGAUAUCCCAUCGAAAUAUCAUCGCCAAUGUCCUCCAACUCACAACUUACGAGAGUGUUUCGAGAAAGAAGGAUGGAAUCGAGACGCAAGCAUGUCUCGGUGCUCUUCCCUUCAGCCACAUCUAUGGACUCCUCAUCAUUUCCUUUGCCAGUACCUUCCGAGGUGACGGAAUCAUUGUGCUGCCUGAGUUUGAUCUUGAAAAGGCCCUGAUUGCCGUUCAGACAUACAAGAUUGCUCACAUGUUUGUUGUCCCACCGAUUAUUAUCCGCAUCAUCCACAACAAGGCCUUGUGUUCAAAGUAUGACCUGAGCUCUGUGCGCUGGCUGUAUGGAGGUGCUGCGCCCUUGGGACCCGAGGUACUCAAGGAGGUAAAACGACAGUAUCCAAAGUGGCGCGUAGGACAAGGAUACGGGUUGACCGAAACCUGUACAGUAGUUUGUACCAUGUCCGAAGACGACAUCGACGAUGGCUCCUCCGGCUCCUUGGUGCCCUCGACGAAGGCCAUGAUUAUCGAUAUCGAGACGGGCGAAGAGAUCACGGAGUACAACAAGCCAGGCGAACUUCUAGUCCAGACACCGUCUCUGGUUCUGGGUUAUUUGAACAACGAACGUGCUACGUCUGAGACUUUUAUCUGGAGGAAGGACGGCCGCUGGAUUCGAACUGGCGAUGAGGUUUUGAUUCGAUUGGCCCCUUCUGGCAAUGAACAUUUGGUCAUCGUGGACAGACUUAAGGAGCUUAUCAAGGUCAACGGUCACCAGGUUGCCCCAGCAGAGCUUGAGGCCCACCUCCUUUCACACCCGUACGUCUCGGACUGCGCCGUCAUCCAAACACCCAACGAAAAGGCCGGGGAGGUACCUAAAGCAUACAUCGUCAAGUCAGAUGCUUGUAGAGGGCAAUCUGAUGAUGCUGUUGCUCGCGCAAUCUGUCAACAUGUUGAAGAUCACAAGCCGAGAUACAAGUGGCUCGGAGGUGGUGUCGAGUUUAUCGAGACAAUCCCAAAGAGCCCCAGCGGUAAGAUUCUGCGAAGGUUGCUGAGAGAUAAAGAGAGGGAAACAAGGAAGAGUUUGGUGGCAAAGCUUUAG
This is a messenger RNA of Fusarium tjaetaba, 1737 nucleotides long. RefSeq names its product phenylacetyl ligase. Lineage: Eukaryota; Fungi; Ascomycota; Sordariomycetes; Hypocreales; Nectriaceae. The coding region runs from base 1 to 1737 and encodes 578 amino acids. The transcript has 7 exons. The record is from RefSeq and is a predicted model, not a curated record. Gene Ontology annotation, molecular function: CoA-ligase activity.